Benincasa hispida (wax gourd) is the source of this 756-nucleotide messenger RNA. RefSeq lists its product as uncharacterized. Lineage: Eukaryota; Viridiplantae; Streptophyta; Magnoliopsida; Cucurbitales; Cucurbitaceae. Gene Ontology annotation, cellular component: nucleus. Gene Ontology annotation, molecular function: RNA binding. The record is from RefSeq and is a predicted model, not a curated record.
CCUCCCUUCAAUUUUCCCGCUCUUAACGAAUUUUCCCGAGAAUUUCAAGAGAAAAUAUUCUCUCUAUUUCGUUUGAUCUGCGUGAGAGAGAAAGAAAAGAGAAUUACACAGUGAGAAACUGAAAAACACAAUCAAGAAUCAAUGGCGACGAUUGCAGUAUCGGGAGCCGCAGCCACUGAAACACAGAAGAAAAACAGAAUUCAGGUUUCCAAUACCAAGAAACCCCUCUUCUUCUACGUUAAUCUCGCUAAGAGGUACAUUCAACAGCAUAAUGAAGUUGAGCUUUCUGCUUUGGGAAUGGCAAUUACUACUGUUGUCACAAUUGCGGAGAUUCUUAAGAACAAUGGGUUGGCUACGGAAAAGAAAGUUUUAACUUCUACAGUCGGCAUGAAAGAUGAGAACAAAGGUCGUUUGGUUCAGAAAGCUAAGAUUGAGAUUGUUCUGGGGAAGUCUGAGAAGUUUGAUUCUCUGAUGACUGCGGCCACGGCAGUACCGGAGGUGGUGGAGACGGUGGCGACUGGUGCUGCUGCUGCUGAAGAGGAGAAAAAAGCAGAGGAAAACAAGGAGCAGUAGGGGGAAAGAGAGGGGAAUGUGAUGUUACAUUGUGUUGUAGUUUAAGAAUCACAUUUGCAAUAUUAUAGGAUAGGCUACUUUCAUUUGGAAUUCCUCUGCUAGUUUUUCUUUUUCUUUCCUUUUUUUUUUUUCCUUCUUUCUGAACAGUCACAGUUAUGAAUGAGAUGUGCCAUCCCAUCAACC